ACCAUACAGUCACAGUGAACUGCGGGGGCCGACGGAGCUGUCCUCGAGAGCGGAAAGACUAAACUACACGAUUUGAAUCAAACUCAUAUAGACUUUUUACGUCCGCUUUUAAAGCGUUUUUGCUUCGGAAUUGGACGCAGGGAACUUUUUGCGGCGUCUCUGUGGAGUUUGUGAAAGCAGCCCCUUUUCAAUCAGUCAUGGACAGUCCGAGAGCCGCUUCAGGGAGCUACUGACCGGCGUUCACUCUCUCAUCACGGGAAUACAAGUGCGAAUUCCCCCCCACGGAACUUGUUUUGUUCAACUCCAUGUUUGAUGAAGUGCUUGGAAGUUUGGGCCAAUUCUCGGACGCGGUGGAUUUUUCCGUUUCAGGCGCGGCAAGAGGCUGGUGGUCCCCGGUCGAAGACAUUCGGGGUGUUCGCUGGUAAAGUUGCGGGGAAAACAUGGAGACUGUAAGUCGACAGAGCUUCCAGCCUCACCCGGGACUGCAGCAAACUCUCAAGCAGUUUCACCUCAGCUCUAUGAGCUCUCUAGGCGGGCCGGCCGCCUUCUCUGCCCGCUGGCAACAUGAGCUUCUCUUCAAGAAGGAAGGCAAGGAGCCCGAGCCGGUCCUGCAGCAUCUGCCGCCGCCAGUGAUGCCCGGGCCGCUCUUCAUCCCGUCGGACCGUUCCACCGAGAGGUGCGAAACCGUCUUGGAGGGCGAGACAAUCUCCUGCUUCGUGGUCGGAGGCGAGAAGCGGCUGUGUCUGCCCCAGAUCCUCAACACGGUGCUGCGGGACUUCAGCCUGCAGCAGAUCAACUCGGUGUGCGACGAGCUGCACAUCUACUGCUCCCGGUGCACCGCCGACCAGCUGGAGAUCCUCAAAGUCAUGGGGAUCCUGCCCUUCUCGGCGCCCUCCUGCGGCCUCAUCACCAAGACGGACGCCGAGCGCUUGUGCCACGCGCUCAUCUACGGGGGCGCCUAUCCUCCUCGUUGCAAGAAGGAAACGAGUAGCGGAGGAGCGCUGGAGCUGGAGCUUGAGCUCACCGAGAGGAGCUUUAAAAUUUACCACGAGUGCUUCGGCAAGUGCAAGGGCUUGUUCGUGCCCGAGUUGUACACCAGCCCCAACGCAGCCUGCAUCCAGUGCAUGGACUGCAGACUCAUGUACCCGACGCACAAGUUUGUGGUGCACAGCCACAAAGCGCAGGAGAACAGGACUUGCCACUGGGGCUUUGAUUCGGCCAACUGGAGAGCCUACGUCCUCCUGGGCCAGGAUUACACGGGCAAGGAGGAGAAGAGCCGCCUGGAGCAGCUGCUGGAUGAAGUCAAGGAGAAGUUUGAUUUCGCCAACAAGUACAAGAGAAAAGCAUCGUCCAGGGUGUCAGAUCACCUUCCAAUCAAAAAGCCCAAACAUGAAGAAAUACCAAUACAAUCCCCAGUGGCUGACAAGGAGAAGCAACAUGACUGGCUACAAUCCUUUUCCAACUCGAAUAAGGGUCUCAACUGCAUUCAGCCGAGACAGAGGCCAUCAGCUUUUAGACCCUGGUCGCCACACAUUUCGGCUGGUGAUAAGGAAGCCUCCAGUCACCCCCUCACACUGCUAAGAGACAACUUCUACAAUUACAAGAGCUUGGAGAAUGCUGUGGCCCCUAAUGUUGCCCUCACACCACUGCCACUGGGAAAGGUGGGUCCAAUGUCCCCGUCAGUUCCCAGCACGUCGCACCCAAGCGCGGGGGAACCUCCGGGUGAAGGUGCCAAUGCCAGCUCUCGACCUCGCAAGAGAAAAGCCACAGGAGAACUUCUACCUCCAGCUCCUGAGGGUGCGUGCUCCCUUACCUCCACUGCCAGCAAGCAGCCACCAACUCAGGAUGACAAAGACUCAGAGGUGGAGAUAGAAGUGGAGAGCCGUGAUGAGUUCACGUCAUCUUUGUCCUCCCUAUCAUCACCAUCAUUCACAUCGUCCAGCUCAGCCAAGGACCUGAGUUCACCCGGUGCCCUGGGGCCGAUCUGCACGGUCACGACAGCUGAGGCCAUUACCCCUGCAGCUGCUCCCAUCUCAACUCCUGUGACGCCUCCAGAACUAGGGCUGGAGUCAGAGCUGGAGAGCCUGCGGCAGGCGCUGGACAAUGGACUGGACUCGAAAGAGUCAAAGGAGAAGUUCCUGCAUGAAAUCGUUAAAAUGAGGGUGAAGCAAGAAGAGAAGCUGGGAUCUGCCCUACAGGCCAAACGCAGCCUCCAGCAGGAGCUGGAGUUCUUGCGGGUUGCGAAGAAAGAGAAGCUGCGGGAGGCGACAGAGGCCAAACGUAAUUUGAGGAAGGAAAUAGAACGCCUGCGAGCCGAGAGUGAGAAAAAGAUGAAGGAGGCCAAUGAGUCGCGGAUCCGUCUGAAGCGUGAGCUAGAGCAGGCCCGGCAGCUGAGGGUCUGCGAUAAAGGUUGCGAGGCUGGACGUCUACGUGCAAAGUACUCUGCGCAGAUCGAAGACCUCCAGAUGAAGCUGCAGCAUGCCGAGGCUGACCGUGAGCAGCUUCGAGCUGACUUACUGCACGAGCGGGAGGCCAGGGAGCACCUGGAGAGGGUGGUGAAGGAGCUGCAACAGCAACUUUGGCCCAAAUCCAGCGGUGACAAAGACUUGACAGCCAAGGACAAAGACAUUCCGGCAAAAAAGUAACCCAUAGCCAAGUUCCUCACGCCCCUUGCAUCCCUAACACUUCCCGAACGGCUGGGACCACUAUCCACACCCGUCUUUUCCAUGCUUCUCCUCAAGCAUGGCGAACAACACUGACCUGCAGGAUUUGGCUCUUCAUCCUCAUCCAUAAAACGCAAAUGGUCAUCCGGUGUAAGACAACAGCAGAUUCUACGACUGCAACGAAGAACACUCGCAGCUUGAAACUUGCAGAACUGAAAAGUAGAAGACAAGAGGGAAAAUGCGGUUGUGCUCGUCUACGUCAAGACAGGUCAAAUAGUCUGUGAUAAGACGGAUCACAUAUUAGUCGUACAGGGGCCUCCACGUUUGUCCCCACGUGAUGAGAAGUUUUUGAAGACUUGAUAAGCUACAGAGACUAUGUAAAGAAAUACAUGCAAAUACAUCUGACGAUGAACAGUACAGACAAAUGAUCUACCCACAUGUGCCGCCAUGUUAUUUUAUUUGACUUUUUUUCAUUCCUGCUUUUAAGGAAGCCAUCACAUCUGACAGGGAGCUAAUAAUCAAGUAAUCGUUCAAAUUCUCUCUUGCAAAUUGAUGUCAUCGGUGGGGGAAAGGAGGGGAAAACACCCUCUGGAAGUGAGCACUUGAUUUUAAAUAAUCAAACUAUAUCCAUCAGUUUUUGUCCACUCAACACGGGUCACCUGCCAUAUUUGUGUUGAAGCAUUUGGGUCAAAUCUCCUAAAGAUUCAAUAUUCCACAUGUGAGAAAGCUGGCAUCUAUUUUACUUUCAUUAAUCAGCAUAUUACGUUAUUACUGUAUGGGGCACCCUUGGCAAGAACCACACAUGUCAUGUUAAUUAAAUUAAGGUAUGUAAAUACAUAUUUUUGGGACUUAACAAUAAUGAAUGGCACUUUGUCCUAACAAACUGUUUUUAUGCAUUGUACUCCCAGUUAUGUCUUCAAUUUUAUUUUGAAAACAUCAUCUUAUACACGAAUGCUACCGUAUAAAUGCAGUUAACAUUUUGUUGCUUAUAUUCAUUCUCUAUUAAAUAUGGUUCUGUUUACUCAAGGCAAAGUAUUGUAAAUAAACCGAGAAGAAAUCAAGGCUCUACCUGUUACUGCCUGAUUGAUGGAACCGUUGGAUUUGAUUUGGUUCGCCAAAACAUGCAAACAUGACAAAUUAAGAGGGAGAAUUGAAUGAAUGGCUGCAGAUGCAAUGCAUGGUGAUGAUUGGUUUAAAGCAACACUAGGUAACUUUUCUAAAAUAUUUUCAUAACAUUUGUGAUUAGGGUUGUUCCGAUCAUGUUUUUUUGCUCCCAAUCCGAUCCUGAUCGUUUUAGUCUGAGUAUCUGCCGAUCCCGAUAUUUCCCGAUCCGAUUGCUUUUUUUUUUUUUUUGCUCCCGAUUCAAUUCCGAUCAUUCCCAAUAAUUUUUCCCGAUCAUAUACAUUUUGG
Messenger RNA from Corythoichthys intestinalis (scribbled pipefish), 4073 nucleotides. RefSeq names its product v-ski avian sarcoma viral oncogene homolog a (gene skia). Gene Ontology annotation, cellular component: nucleus. NCBI's taxonomy places the organism in Eukaryota, Metazoa, Chordata, Actinopteri, Syngnathiformes, Syngnathidae. The transcript has 7 exons. Bases 441 to 2645 code for a protein of 734 amino acids. Gene Ontology annotation, molecular function: SMAD binding; DNA-binding transcription factor activity, RNA polymerase II-specific; RNA polymerase II cis-regulatory region sequence-specific DNA binding. The record is from RefSeq and is a predicted model, not a curated record. Gene Ontology annotation, biological process: negative regulation of BMP signaling pathway; negative regulation of transcription by RNA polymerase II.